GUUCCUCACUUUCUGGUGGGAGUUUUCGUCGAAUUGCCUUCUUUGUACUUUUGUUCUUGCGAGCAGACGCCGCCCUUAAGGUGCUUCUUCCUCCCCCUUGCAACCUUGUGGAAACUGAGUCCUCGUCAUUUGAAGAGCAAAAGGUUUUCACUCCGUGCACCUCAGUUCUGACCUCAGUUCGUGCUCAACCUUAAUUUCAGUUCCAGGAUUCUCGAGGCAUAACGCAACAAUGGGCGAGACAAAAUACCACCCAUACGUGAAACCGAAUCGGUACAAGAGGAAUGACCCAGCGCCACCCCCAGCAGCGCCCUCGGGGGCUACUGUGGUAGCUCAGUUCAAGAGCGCGGACGACGAUACCUGUGGACCUCCGCUCAAUUUGCCGGCGGACGUAACCCCUGAGCAACUUGCCCUGCUGUUGAACAACUUGCUGCAGAACGAGGACCCAUUACCGUACACUUUCCUUGUAGACGACACGGAGAUCACGGCGGACCUGCAUACGGAUGUGAUUCAUGGGCUCGGCAAAUCCACCGAAGACCAGAUCACUAUUCUUUACCGCCCACAGGCGGUGUUCCGAGUACGAGCAGUCACACGAUGCAGCGCUUCGCUGUCAGGCCAUACCGAGGCCAUCCUUUCGGUGCAGUUUAGUCCUGAUGGAAAACAGCUGGCGACGGGUUCAGGGGAUACCACUGUCAGGGUGUGGGAUUUGGAUACCGAGACGCCACAGCACACGUUGGAAGGACACAAAAACUGGGUCCAGAUUGUUGCUUGGUCUCCCGAUUCCGAGAUGCUGGCAUCUGGAAGUAUGGACAGUACCAUCCGAUUGUGGAAUCCGAAAACUGGAAAAGCCUACGGCGACGCUCUCCGUGCACAUUCGCAAGUCAUUACCAGCAUAUCAUGGGAGCCAUGGCACUUGAACGAGAACUGCAACCGGUUUGCAUCAGGAUCUAGGGACGGCACGGUUAGAAUAUGGGACGCCAAGCUACGGAAAGUCAUCAUGACCCUUUCAGGACACACCGCGCCUGUCCUGAGUGUCAAGUGGGGUGGGGAAGGGCUGAUAUACUCUGGAAGCAGAGAUAAGACCAUCAAAGUCUGGGACUCCACGGAGGGUAAACUCGUGCGCACGCUGGAAGGCCACGCCCACUGGGUGAAUCACUUGACGCUGUCGACGGAUUUCAUUCUCCGCACCGGUCCCCACGACCACACUGCACCAAAGUUCGCCACUCGGACCGAAGCCUACGCCGCUGCCGUCACCCGCUACAACACGGCCACGGCGAAUGGCUCUAAGAAAGAGAAACUUGCGUCAUGCUCGGAUGAUUUCACCAUCUUCUUGUGGGAGCCCAGCACGGGCAAGAAGCCCAUCACGCGAAUGACCGGCCAUCAGCAACCGGUCACACACCUGUCGUUUGCCCCCGAUGGGAGCACAUUGGCUAGUGCCGGGUUUGAUAAGAGUGUCAAGCUUUGGGACGGUGUCACUGGAACCUUCCUCACCACCCUCCGCGGUCACGUCGGCGCGGUAUUCCAAGUGUGCUGGUCCUCCGAUUCGCGCCAAGUGCUUUCCGGUUCGCGAGACAGCACACUCAAAACUUGGGAUGUCAAGAACAAAAAGCUGCGCCACGAGUUGCCAGGCCAUGCAGAUGAGGUCUACUCGGUGGACUGGAGCCCAGCGGGCGAUCGCGUGGCGAGUGGAGGAAAGGACCGUAUUCUGAAGAUCUGGAGACAUUGAGCCUACAGCUUAGUCGCUUCGACGGAAGAACCGUUCUUUGCGAAACUGGGCCUUCCACAUGCGCAUCCCAAUACCUCACACUUUGCCCCCGCGCCUGCAACAACACGUCUACUCCGACGACUCGACAAUCCUCCGCCUGAUUCCCAAGCCCGCUCCACCUGUAUAUAGCAUCCCACCUUCCAUAUAUGCAAUCACCAGAACCCUAUAUACUAAAGGUCCCCAACAUGUUAUCUUUAGAGUAGAUCUUCCGUAGCGGGCGGUGUUCUUCUAGUAUCUUAUCUAUCUUUCAAUAUUUAACUA
Messenger RNA from Fimicolochytrium jonesii, 2023 nucleotides. Its product is annotated as WD40-repeat-containing domain protein. NCBI's taxonomy places the organism in Eukaryota, Fungi, Chytridiomycota, Chytridiomycetes, Spizellomycetales, Powellomycetaceae. Gene Ontology annotation, cellular component: nucleolus. Gene Ontology annotation, biological process: ribosomal large subunit assembly. The transcript has 7 exons. Bases 230 to 1723 code for a protein of 497 amino acids. The record is from RefSeq and is a predicted model, not a curated record. Gene Ontology annotation, molecular function: protein binding.